AUGUCCAAGCUUGCCCUCAUCCCCGUCGCUGCUGCGCUCUUCGCCGCCGCCGCCAACGCCCAGUCUGCCCCCAACUGGAACCUCAUCCCCAAGGCCUGCGCGUCCGACUGUGCCCAGACCAUCGAGGUCUCGUACCUCUGCGAGAACCAGUACUCGUCCGGCACCGCCGUCUACGGCUGCUUCUGUGAGGCCUUCCCCUCGGACGCUUCCGCCUGUGCCACCUGCCUCAACUCGAACAACGCCGCGGCUCUCGCUACCCUCCUUACCGGCACCGUGACCGACUGCCCUACCCAGGUCAAGUCGUGCGCCUUUGCCUGUGCCUUUGAGACCUGCGAGUCGACCGACGUUGCCUGCCAGUGUGACGCCACCUACCUCGAGAACAUUUACAACUGUGCCUCGUGCAACACCGCCAACGGCAACUCGGGCACCGUGAUCGCCGACUUCACUUCGCUCAACGCCUCGUGCGGUGCCCAGAACUACACCGGUGCCGCCCAGGCCUUCAGCACCUACAUCCAGUCGCCCUCGACCGCCGGCUACGUCGCCCCCACCCUCACCGCCACUGGCGGUGGUGACGCCGCCUCGGGCUCGUUCUCCGCUGCCACCGACAAGGUCGCCGCCACCGUCGCUGCCGGCGCCUCGUCCGCCGCCGUCUCGGCCGCCACCACCUCGGCUGGUGCCGCCGCCGCAUCGGGCUCCUCGGUUGCUACCGGCUCGGCUGCUGGCUCCGCCGCCGGCUCGGCCUCGGCCGCUGCCUCGACCUCGGCCAAGGCUUCGUCGGCACGUGUCCUCGCCGUCCCCGCCGGCGUUGCCGGCCUCGUCGCUGCCGUCGCUGCCCUCCUCUAA
Messenger RNA from Apiotrichum porosum, 843 nucleotides. RefSeq lists its product as uncharacterized. Lineage: Eukaryota; Fungi; Basidiomycota; Tremellomycetes; Trichosporonales; Trichosporonaceae. The transcript is spliced from 5 exons. The record is from RefSeq and is a predicted model, not a curated record. The coding region runs from base 1 to 843 and encodes 280 amino acids.